This is a messenger RNA of Trichogramma pretiosum, 4341 nucleotides long. It is a transcript of the gene Vinc, whose product is annotated as vinculin. The coding region runs from base 830 to 3886 and encodes 1018 amino acids. Gene Ontology annotation, molecular function: actin filament binding; structural molecule activity. The transcript is spliced from 15 exons. Gene Ontology annotation, biological process: cell adhesion. Lineage: Eukaryota; Metazoa; Arthropoda; Insecta; Hymenoptera; Trichogrammatidae. The record is from RefSeq and is a predicted model, not a curated record. Gene Ontology annotation, cellular component: actin cytoskeleton.
GCGCUAACUAACGAUUCAAAUUGGUAGCUUUUUCACGUCAAAAAUCUUACGAAGUGUUCAAUCGCGAUGUCAAGUCCGAACUAUUUCAAAUAUCGCGUAUGAAAUUACGAUUACUGAAUCAUCAGUCAUUUACGAUAGUCGAAAAAAUGAAAAGUUUCGAUCUAUAUAUGAGCGUCACGAUAAUUAGUUAAUCGAUUUCUAUUGCACUUGUUUUAUAAUUCAUCAGGAUUGGUAGAGUCGUAAAAAUGACGAAAAAUUAUUUGACCAUUUAAAUGACUAUACUUGCCAGCGAUGCUUGUAUUUGUUUUAUAUGAAAAUAAGUUUUUCGGAAGCAAGUGCGAGAUGUGCGAAAAAAAAUCAAUUGGUUGGCGUGCAAAUUGAACGUGGCUGCGUGCACAGAUUGCGAGCAGACUUGAUCGGUACAUGAAAAAGCCACCCACACGGUGGAGUCGCGUCGCGCCGAGUUGCUACAGCGGCCGAACUGGCAAAGUCUCGACUACAUUUACCAACAAGAGAGUCUGUGUUUUGACUGUUUCGCGUUACGCCUCUGCAAAAGGCUUCAGUCUAUUCCGGUACUCCGGGCGCAUUGGACGCGCGUAGCAAGUGUUUCGCGCCUCGCAGCCCCCCGCAUCGCUCAUAUACCUACACGGCUUUGUUUACCUUUGGCCCUUUAAUUCUUGUUGUCGUAGCGUCACGAGUGUCUGAUUGCGCGAGUGCCGAGUUUGUGAUUCGCUGCCGCGUGCCCAAGUACGCGCACCUGUCAAGACCAAUACAUGUUAUUUUUCACCGGCUGAGCCUUGCAAAAUAAUCGACAGAUAAUCGAGCAAACAUGCCGGUGUUCCACACGAAAACCAUCGAGAGCAUCCUCGACCCGGUUGCCCAGCAGGUUUCGCGUCUAGUCAUACUACACGAGGAAGCCGAAGAUGGCAAUGCUAUGCCAGAUCUGGAGAGGCCUGUCAAAGCCGUCAGUCAAGCCGUCGCUAAUCUCGUCAAGGUGGGUAGGGAGACGAUCAAUUCGUCGGACGACGCGCUGCUCAAGCAGGACAUGCCGGCGUCUCUCAAACGAGUCGAGACGGCCUCUCAUCUUCUGGAGGAUGCCUCGGUCAUGCUCAAAGGCGAUCCCUACUCCAGUACCGCCAGCUCGUACGGUAAGAUGAUGUAUUCGUGCAGCUCCAUUACUCGCGUCGGUGGCGUUGCGUGGAGAAAAAAGCUGAUCGAGGGCUCUCGCGGUAUUCUGCAAGGCACUUCGUCGCUGCUGCUCUGCUUCGACGAGAGCGAAGUGCGCAAAAUCAUCCGGGAAUGCAAGCGCGUACUCGACUACUUGGCCGUGGCCGAGGUCAUCGAGACCAUGGAGGAUCUCGUUCACUUCCUGAAGAAUCUCAGUCCCUGCCUGAGCAAAGUAUCGGGCGAAAUAAGCGCCAGAGAAAAGGAGUUGACGCACCAGGUCCAUCGAGAAAUAUUGAUUCGUUGUCUCGAUCAGGUGAGAACGUUGGCACCCAUUCUCAUUUGCUCGAUGAAAAUCUUCAUUCAUAUCAUCUCGAGCGGCGGCAAGGGAGCCGAGGAAGCCGCAGAAAAUCGCAACUACUUGUCCGGCCGCAUGUCCGAGGAGAUCAACGAAAUAAUUCGCGUGCUGCAGCUGACGACUUACGACGAGGACGAGUGGGACGCCGAUCAGAUAACGGUGUUGAAGAAAGCUCAGAGCGCCAUCGAGUCGCGCGUCAAACCGGCCUUCGACUGGCUCGACAACGGCCGAGCCUUGAGGGGCGGCGUCGGCGAGAAGAGUCUCCGUCAGAUCGUCGAGCAGGCCGAGCGCUUGGCCGAGCGCUACCUAGCCCCGGCCCAAGCCGAGCCGAUCGCCAAGCUGGCCUCGCAGCUCACCACCAUGACGGACGCCCUGUGCGAGCUGCGCCAAAACGACAAGGGCACCUCGCCCCAGGGUGAGGCACUCGCUCGAGGCAUCAAGGACAAGGUGAACGAGCUGCGCUCCAACAUAUCCUCGGCCAUCGUAGCCGCGGACAAGUCGGGCACGGUGCAGACGGCUCAUACCGUGGCCGGUCGUUUGGAGCAGGCCAACAAGUGGCUGCUCAAUCCCCAGCACGACGACAAGGGCCUAGGACAAAAGGCCAUUGCGCUCAUCAUACAAGAAGGCAAGAAGAAUCUUGGAAUCGUGUACACGGUGGCGGAUGGCUUACCCGGUAUCCACAGGGUGGAGAUUCUUCAGCUUUGCGACGAGGUAGACAAUCUGUCGCACCAGCUGGGCGAGUUGUGCGCUCGCGGCGAGGGCAACAGUCCGCGCGCUCAGGACGUGGCUCGGAAACUGUCGCACAGCUUGCACGAGCUCAAGAACAAGAUCCAGCAGGCCGUGGUGUCGCGAGUCGUCGAGGACUUUAUCGACAUCACGACGCCGUUGAAGCAGUUCACGGAGGCCGUGCUCGCGGCCGAGGGCACGCCUCACAGGGAGCAGAACUUCAACGACAAGACGCUGGGCCUGCAGAGCUUCUCGAAUCGCGCCGCCAAGACCGCGCGGAUGGUCGCCGCCGGUGGCAGCGGAGGCAACAAGAAGCUCGCCGAGGCCCUCAACGCGACCGCCUCGCAGCUCGAGUCUCUCACGCCCCAACUCAUCAACGCCGGUCGCAUCCGCAUGACCUAUCCGGAGAGCAAAGCCGCCGACGAGCACUUUGAGAAUCUGCGCCUCCAGUACGCCGACACGAUUCAGCGGGCUCGGAGCCUCUGCGACGAGGCGACCGACAGCGCCGAUUUCGUCAAGGCCAGCGAGGAGCACAUGAAGAAGCACACGAUUCUCUGCGAGGACGCCAUCGCCAAAGCCAUGCCGCAGAAGAUGGUCGACAACACCUCGGCCAUCGCUCGACUGGCCAACCGAGUCAUACUCGUGGCCAAGCAGGAGAGCGACAACAGCGAGGAUCCGGCUUUCAUACAGAGAGUCAACCAGGCCGCCGAUUGGCUCCAGAGCUGUGUGGCUCCAAUGGUCCAGGACGCCAAGGCCGUGGCCAUCAACAUGCACGACGGCCAAUCCAUAUCCAACUGGCGCGACAGCAAUCGAGCCCUACUCGGUGCGGCUGGCGCAGUUAGGCAGGCCAUUACCGUGGAACCUGAAGCUUUAUCACCUGUGCCACCACCUCCGCCGAGUCUAUCGGCUCUUCGCAUCUACGACGGAGAAGAUGUAGCCGAUUUUACGAAAGAACGAUUUAUACCCGUUAUCGAAGAAAUUCAAAAAAUCGGUAGGACGAGUCAAGCCGAAGAUAUGGCUCCACCUCGGCCUCCACUGCCAAGUGGAGAGCUACCACCACCAAGACCACCACCGCCAGAGACUGACGACGAGGAUGAGAUGUUUAUGCACGCCCCUCAGCCUAAUCAACCGAUUAUGAUGGCAGCCCAUGGCCUCCAUCAAGAGGUGAGACAAUGGUCAAGCAAGGACAACGAAAUCAUUGCCGCAGCCAAGAAAAUGGCUAUUCUCAUGGGCAGACUGUCUGGUCUCGUGAGAGGCGAGGGUGGCAACAAACGUGAUCUCAUCGCUUGCGCCAAAGCCAUCGCCGAGGCUUCUCAAGAGGUCACUCGAUUAGCCAAAGAGCUUGCCAGAGAGUGUACCGACAAGCGUAUUCGUACGAAUCUUCUCCAAGUGUGCGAACGCAUUCCGACGAUCGGAACGCAGCUGAAAAUUUUAUCCACCGUCAAAGCGACGAUGCUCGGUGCACAAGGUACGGAAGAGGAUCAAGAAGCAACAGACAUGUUGGUAGGUAAUGCACAAAAUCUCAUGCAGAGCGUAAAAGAAACGGUCCGUGCGGCCGAAUGUGCAAGUAUCAAGAUUCGCACUGCCUCGGGCAUGAAAUUACGAUGGGUACGCAGACAGCCCUGGUACCAGUAUUAAUUUUUAAGUUUAAUAAUAUAAUCAUCUGCAGAAUAGAAAAGAAACAAAAAAAUAUCGUGAAUUGUUAUAACUAUUAAAUUUGUGCAUCAAUGUUAUUGCAUUGAAUAAUGUCAUUUAUGAAAAUUGUAUGCCAUUUUAGAAGUUAAUUAUUUAGUUAUACAUUAUUAUAUUGUGCAUUUGCUGACGAAUACAAACUUUAUGUAUCAAAUUAUAUCAAGUUAAAAUUUUUUCUGAUUUGCGUGAAUGAGAGUCUUGAAUUUCAAUUUAAAAUCAAACAAUAUAUUGCAGAUUCAACUGCCGAAUUGAUCGGUUGUAAUUUGAUCAGAAAAAUGCAAUAUCAAUUCGAAUUACUUCUGCGAUCGAAAAACUGAAUAAAUAUAAGUAUUUUUUUUUAAGUAUGGUCAAUCAACGUGAAAGCGCUAAUACGAAUAAAUUUUUUUAUUAAAACGAUUGAA